Molecule: messenger RNA, 426 nt
Organism: Microthlaspi erraticum
Lineage: Eukaryota; Viridiplantae; Streptophyta; Magnoliopsida; Brassicales; Brassicaceae
Source: the annotation of a GenBank genome assembly
AUGAUGAGGAAAAAGGUAUGCUUUGAGCCGAGCGAAGUGAUCUCUCAGCCGUUACCGACUAAUUCAAAUUGGGUUCACUCGGAGUUAGCUGGUUUAGGCGAUAAGGACACUGUUCCCGCAGCGGUUAAAGAAGCUUCAGGAUCAUCAACAAGCGCAUCGUCAGAGACUCAUAGCUUAAGCCACAAAGUAACAGUACCAGAGCCUACAAAUGGUUCUUCAAGAAGCCCCUAUUCACAACACCGAGGCAAAACAGAGGAAAGAGCAAUCGAAAACAACAAUCACAGAGAACUAUGGUGUUCUCUCACCAAAAUAUGUAGUCUCCAAGAUUUGCAGAAGAAACUCAUAUGCUUGCAAGGAUCAAAGACCGAUGAAGAAAAUUCAGGAAUUGCGGAUGGGGAAGAUAUUGAGCAUCAUAGGAAGAGCUAA